Euleptes europaea (tarantolino) is the source of this 2364-nucleotide messenger RNA. RefSeq names its product vomeronasal type-2 receptor 26-like. The record is from RefSeq and is a predicted model, not a curated record. Gene Ontology annotation, molecular function: G protein-coupled receptor activity. The coding region runs from base 1 to 2364 and encodes 787 amino acids. The transcript is spliced from 5 exons. Gene Ontology annotation, biological process: G protein-coupled receptor signaling pathway. NCBI's taxonomy places the organism in Eukaryota, Metazoa, Chordata, Lepidosauria, Squamata, Sphaerodactylidae. Gene Ontology annotation, cellular component: membrane.
AUGCUACCAAAGAACUACCAGCAUAUCCUGGCCUUUGUGUUUGCUGUCCAUGAGAUCAACAAGAAUCCAGAGCUCUUACCCAACAUCACUCUGGGUUUUCGGAUAACUGACAACUACUACUUCGGGAGAAUGACCUACGCGACCACACUGCAGUUGCUGAGUGAACGAGGGAGAUGGGCUCCUAAUUAUAGGUGUGGCACACAAGAACAACUGUGGGCCAUUGUUGGGGGGCUCAACUCUGAAACCUCCAUUCAGAUGUCAAAAAUCACAGACAUCUACAAGUUGCCACAGCUCAGUUACGGUUCCUUUGAUCCAGCACUGAGUGAUAAAACCCAGUUCCCUUUUUUCUAUCGGAUGGUCCCAAAUGAAGAGUCACAAUAUAAAGGAAUAAUCCAACUCCUCCUGCAUUUCCAAUGGAAGUGGAUUGGCCUAGUUGCUCCAGGUGAUGACAGUGGAGAAACAUUUGUGCAGAGCAUGAUGGUGCAACUCACUGAGCAUGGCAUUUGUGCUGCUUUCACUCAGUGGAUCUCAGUAACAUUCACAAGAACUGAAAAACGUCUUUCGGUGCAGAUGGAAAAAAUAAAUAGUUCGUUCUCAGAGGGCAAAGUCAAUGUGAUUAUCGUAAAUGGGGAUUUACGGAUCCUAGUAUGGCUAUCUGUAUGGCUAGAUGUAUUUUACCAAGGUAAAAAAGGAGGUUAUACUGGGAAGGUUUGGGUCAUGACCGCGCAGUGGGAUUUUACAGCUGUGAAUUCUCAGAGUGUCUGGUUUCUAAGACCCUUUCAUGGUGCUUUGUCUUUCACAAUUCAUGCCAAUGAAGUGCCUGGAUUCCGGGAUUUUCUUGAGACUCUGGAUCCUCAACAUCCCAAUGGUGACAUCUUCCUCCAGGAUUUUUACAAGGGUGCCAUUGAAAAACUUCAUUAUUCCUAUCCGGACUUCUUAGAUGUCCACACUUGGACAAGACUGAUGGAUCUGCUUCCAGGAGCCAUGUUUGAAACUAGCAUGACAGGGCAAAGCUAUAGCACUUACAGUGCUGUCCAUGUUGUGGCUCAUGCAUUAGAUGAAAUACCCAUAAUCUGGCAAAUUCUUUCAUCUUCUCCACCCAUCCAGCUUCACCAUCUUUUGAGAACCAUCAGGUUUAACAACAGUGCUGGGGAUGAAGUCUCUUUUAAUGAAAACCAAGACUGGGUGGCUGGAUUUGACAUUGUGAAUUGCAUUGUAUUCCCCAAUGAGUCCUUUACUCGAGUGAAAGUUGGAAGGAUGGACCCCCAUGCUGGGAUGAGGCAGGCAUUUUUGAUUAAAGAUGAUAUGAUCACAUGGAACAAGGGAUUCAAUCAGACACAGCCUCACUCUGUAUGCUCUGAAAGAUGCCAUUCUGGGUAUAGAAAAAAGGAGCAGGAGGGGGAGCCAGUUUGCUGCUAUCAGUGUAUUCAAUGUCCAGAGGGGAUGAUUUCAAACCAGUCAGAUGCAGGACACUGUGACAAAUGCCCAGAUGAGAAGCAUCCCAACCACAAACAAGAUCAGUGUAUUCCAAAAACCAUACACUUCCUCUCAAUCAAUGACCCUUUGGGGAUUGUUUUUGUUCUCUCCUCCCUUGGUUUGUCCCUCAUCACAAGCCUGAUAUUGGUAACAUUUGUUAAAUAUCAAGACACCCCAAUCAUCAAGGCCAACAACAGGGAUAUCACCUACAUUCUCCUCCUCUCCCUCCUGCUUUCUUUCCUCUGCUCCUUGCUCUUUAUUGGACAGCCAAGCAAAGUCACCUGCCUUCUUCGACAAACAACAUUUCUUCUUGUUUUCUCGGUUGCAGUUUCUGCUGUGUUGGCUAAAACCAUCACUGUGAUUCUGGCUUUUGAGGCCACCAAACCAGGAAGCAAGAUGAGGAAAUGGCUGCGGAAAAGAGUCACAAACUCCAUUGUCCUCGGCUGUUCUCUUGUUCAACUGGGAGUCUGUACUGUCUGGAUAGCAAGAAAUCCUCCCUUCCCAGAGUUAGACAUGUAUUCUGAAAGGAGAGAGAUCAUAAUUCAGUGUCAUGAAGGGUCACUCGCCAUGUUUUAUUGUGCCCUCUGCUACAUGGGCUUCUUAGCCAUGGUCAGUUUUCUGGUAGCUUUCUUAGCAAGGAAGUUACCUGAUAGCUUUAAUGAAGCCAAAUUUAUUUCCUUCAGCAUGUUGGUGUUUUGCAGUGUUUGGGUGUGCUUUGUUCCCACUUACAUGAGCACUAAAGGAAAAUCAAUGGUAGCUGUGGAGAUCUUCUCCAUUUUGGCCUCUGGGGCAGGAUUGCUUGGCUGUAUCUUUUUUCCAAAAUAUUAUAUUAUAAUCUUAAAACCUAAUCUUAACUCUAGAAGACAUGUUAUGUCAAAACAGAGUUAA